AUGGGGAUGAAAAACAAAGCUUGCAACAGGUUCCUAAUGCUGUAUACUCUUGGUUAUCCUCUCACUGCCAAGGAUUGCAAAUGUACAAAGCCCGAGGAAGAACGAUUGCGAGCCCUGCUGGAUUCUAAACUCAUGAAGGCAAGCCAAAGCUUCCUGCAGCCCGAGGUCGGUGAGCUCGGCGACGCGGGAGGUGAGGGUUCUCUCCACGUCGGAGCAGAGGACUUUGGGGUCUCUGGUGACGGCGGCGGUGACCUCGGCGCUGGAGAGGCCGAGAUUGGAGAGGAAGGCGACGACCGCGUCGGGCCUCGAGGCGUCCUUCAGAUGGGGGACACUCUUCGACGCCUUCAGGGCCUGGGCUCGGGUGAGGCCGCAGGUGGCGACGAGGUAGUCCUCGACGGCGAACGGGGUUGCAGCGACGCAUUUGGUGGCGGAGAGGAGGCGGUGGGGAUAGAAGAGAGGGGAGAUGUGGGGGCAAGGGCCGCGGAGCCGACAAGAUUAGCAAAGCCCAGGCCCAGCACAUAUACCUUCGGUCUCCUCUCUUCCACUGUGUCCCAAAAGCUUGAAACCCUCCCGGCGGCGGCGGCGUGUACCGCCAGCGGAAGCUCCCGGCGCUCUCAUCCGGUGAAAGAAAAGAGGGAAAAGAGACAGGAGCCGGCUCAAAUGGACAGCGGAAGCGAUUCCGACGGCGCCCCAGAGGAGCUCACCGCCGUCCAGGGUGUUGAGAAGCACGAAGAGAUCAGUAAAGUUGAGAAGGACAGUGCUAUCAGAGCAACACGGGAAGGAAAGGAGCGGAGGAAACGUUGGGCCCAACGAAGAGCAUCCUCUAAACCAGAUAAGAAGGCGCCGAAGGAAGUAGAAGAUGAAGAUACCAAACAAAGUGAGGAGAAUGAGGAGACAAAUACAAUGCCUGGAAUGCUCCCCACUAGUGUAAUUGAAAUUCUAGCAGCUCGUGAGAAGCAAACUUUCGCAUCAGAUUCUGAGGAAGAAAAUGUAAAGCAGAAGGUUCAGAAAAGGAAGAAGAGAAUGAAAACUGAUGGGCCUGAAACUAUUCUGCUGAAAGAUGUCCGGUCAACGCAACACGUGAAGAAUGCCCUUGAUUUCUUGGAGCAAAGGAGAAAUCGGGUUCCAAGAUCAAAUGCAGUUUUGAAGAAUGCCAGUAAGGCUUUGCGUCUCCUGUCUUCAAAAGGCAAUUUUCUAAGUUAA
Miscanthus lutarioriparius is the source of this 1203-nucleotide messenger RNA. Lineage: Eukaryota; Viridiplantae; Streptophyta; Magnoliopsida; Poales; Poaceae. The record is from the annotation of a GenBank genome assembly.